UACAAAACCUGAUCUCUUUUGCUUUCUUCUCGCUUGUGUGUAUGAUCUUGUUGCUGCAUCAGCCUUUACUUUUGAAGUAUAUAAUGUGGUCUGCAUAUAAAAGGAAGUUGGAAAUGAGGUAUGUGUGAUUAAUUAAUUUGUGAUCAAAUACUUCAAAUAAGACUUCAGUUUAAUUUAUACAAUCAUACAGAAUCUUUAAAAAAAAUUAAGUGCCUUUUAUGUUCAAGUUUCUUACACAAAGACUGGCGCUUGCUUUCUGCAGAAAACGGUGUGUAAAAUGCAGCUGGAGUUCAUAUCUUCCUUAAUGAGAGCUAAGAAAUCUUGUCUUAGAAGUACUAUGAGAAUAUCUAUUUUGUUAUUUGACAGUCUGAAUUUUGAGUACUCAUUUAGGUCUACUGGCGUGAUGUCUGCCAUUCUCUUCUAAGCUUAUCUUCAGAAGCCUGUAACUUUGAGACAUGCCAACUAGUGAAGAGCUUUGGGAGUAGCUGUCUUUUGUUUGUCAUGCCACAGGCAGGUGGCUAUUUCAGAUUUGCUGUAUACGUUUGCAUGCAUAUCAGGUUUACUCAGGGAUCCUGAGUUUCCAGUCGUCUCUUUUUUAACAUAAGAAAGAUAAAAUUGUCCUUAGGUAUCAUACUUGAAUGAAAUGCUAUCUGGUUAUCACAGUGCAGUUGCUGUUUACUCCUGUAUUAAACUCCCAGAAAGCAGGAGGUUAUGAGCAAAACAUAACCAAACAAACACCUCUAAGCACAGAGAAGUCAUCAGUUUCUAGAGAGAAACCCAUAGAGCAAGCAAAUACGACUUGUAGCUUCCCAGUCUUAAUGGUUGAACACCUAUGAUAUACCAAAGCAACUUUCUUCUGUGGAGGAAUUCUCACAGGUUAAAUAGGUGAGCAAAAUAAUCUGGGUGAGUUAGGGAAGUGGUUUUGUUCUUCUAGUAAAACUUCCAGCGUGGGAUUUAUCAGCAACCUCAAUUCUUACCAACAAAACUGUCUUUAAACCAUCUAGAACCCUUGUUUUUAAGUGCUGGGAGGGCUCACUGCAAGAAUUGGGUUUUAUUUCAGUGGUUGGAGCCAAAGAGAUGCCUCCUGGAAAAGUACUUGUACAAAAGCCAAACAACUUCCACAGUGAGUUCUUGUGAGUUUCUCACUGUUUUACUGACUUCUGGAACUUCUCUAACAAGACAAGAUUUUGUGUGUGUGUUCUGACUUCAAGCAGUGUAGACCCAUCUGAACCCUCUUUUAGGUAUGCAUUCCCUUUUGUUCCACUUCUUUUCUUAAGGCUGUAUCCAUAGAAUGAUCACUCACAAAGCAUACCACCUCUUGCACUCAGCUGUAUUGUGGCUCUGCAGAGAGUCCCUUCAUGUCUUGAGUGAUCUGUCUGCAGAAUUACAUUGCAGCAGAGCAGAAGUUUACCGAUAACUAAUUAAUUUCCAGCAGACAUGGAAAGUUUGACACAGUAUUUCUGUUGUCAUCUUACAAUAUUCUUAAGAAAUGACAAAUGUCUUUUAAUACCAUAUUUUAAGAGCAGAUGCCAAUCACAACGUUGCUGCCUAACUAUCCAUUUCUUUUGAUGUUGAGGCUUCGGUGCAUAGGAAUAGUUAAGAGAAGGCAAUAUGUAUUCUGUCUCAUGAGAAACUCAGAUUGAGGCUUAGCUUUCUAGUAAUAAAGAUUUGUUCUGCAUAAUUUGUAGGGGCUUGUGACCAGUCCUGAUGUUCUGAUGGAAGCUCGAUAACAAAUUAAUGCUCAGUACCACCUAAGCAGAGCUUGGGAAGUUCUCUAAAAUAAUACACAUUAUUAAAAUAAUACACAUUUACAUUGCCUCUGGAAUGAAGCAUUGACAUCUUAAUGCCUGUCAGUUUGAUUAGACAGUAUUAGAUCGGUAUUUUUGCCUUUCUUUUCAUGAUUGCUUGGUAAGGAAUGUGGUUAAGAUUUGAAACAGAAUGCCGCUUGGGUCUGGGAAUAAUAGUGAUACCCAAUAAAUUACUUGAAACCUUAUCUUUGUUAAACUGCACAUUCUUUUGCACUGAAUGGUCUUGCUCUGGGCUAGAAUCUAAAUUAUCUAUAGUUUGUUCUUGAGGCUGAUAUGUGUUGGUGCUACACUUAACUCUGAUCUGUGUCCUCAGUGCUUGUUGCUAAUAGACAAGGUAGGAUUAAUAGACAGCUGCAGCGUUAGGCCAGCUGCUUUAACUGUAUCUAAAACUUUUGUGUUCCCUUUAGUCCUAUGGCAGCAACAGCAGCUCUGCUAGCAGUCUCAAAGAUGAGUACUAAGUUUGUCAGUGUCUGAUGUUCCAGUAGGGACAGAAAUCAGGGUCUCUUGCUUGUGUGUUACCUGCUUCCUUCAGACUGUUAAUUACUACAACACUUUGCUUUUGGUUGGAGACUUGUCCUUUGAGAUUCAUAAUUACAAACUGGCUUUCUGCCUUGAUGUUUAGAACUUAAGGCCUUCAGCCUUUCUAAGUAAGGAAGAACUUACCUUUCUAUUUCUAUUUUCUAUUUCUUAUUUGUCCAAGCUAAUGCUUUGAAUUUUCUUGCAAUGCUUUCUCAACUUAGUAGCUACAAAACAAUUGCAUCUUUAGGGGGAACAGUUGCUUCAUUUGCACUUCAGUAUAAUGAAGAAUCUUAAAUGUUGUUUUUUUUUUCCCUCUGUGAGCUAUUUUUAUGUCUUUUUAACUGAAAAUGGGUUAAGGAUGCCUAUAGAUCUUCCCAUCUGGAUUUAGCUGGUUCAGAAGAGCCUCAUGAGAAAACUUAUGAGCCACUUUUGAUUUGAAUACAUUCAGAGUUACAGCUGCAGGAGAUGCUGCCCCAGUGAGCUACUAGUAACCUGAAGUAGCAAGUAGUACAUCAAGCAAUGUCUUUAAUAAUAUAACUCUAGGAAACUGUUGUAUAACACGCAGUAUAAUGUGUUGCUAUGGUGCCACUUGGUUUCAUGUUUUGAAAUCUUUCCAGUCUUUCAAUUGUUGAUUUUUUUUUUUCCUAAGAAAAAUUAAUUUAAACAGGUGCUUGGGGAGAGAAGCCUGUUGAAAUGUGAAAUACUGGAAGUCUGAGGAUCUGAUAAAUAACUAAGGUUGGCACGUCUAUGGUCUUUUGCAGCGUUCUGAUAAGAAAUAUGAUGAAGCCAUCAAGUGCUACCGGAAUGCACUCAAGUUAGAUAAGGAUAAUCUGCAGAUCCUGAGAGAUCUCUCUCUGUUGCAGAUUCAGAUGAGGGAUUUGGAAGGAUAUAGAGAGACAAGAUACCAGUUACUUCAGCUGCGCCCCACGCAACGUGCUUCCUGGAUUGGAUAUGCAAUUGCAUACCACUUACUUAAAGAUUACGAUAUGGCCUUAAAACUACUUGAAGAGUUUAGAAAAACCCAACAGAUUCCUCCAAAUAAAAUAGAUUAUGAAUACAGUGAACUGAUUUUAUAUCAAAAUCAAGUGAUGAGAGAGGCAGAUCUCUUUCAGGAGUCUCUGGAACACAUAGAGACAUAUGAAAAGCAAAUAUGUGAUAAACUAAUAGUAGAAGAAAUCAAAGGAGAAAUGCUGUUGAAGUUGGGAAGACUAAAAGAGGCUGGUGAAGUAUACAAAGAGUUAAUUGAGCGCAAUGCAGAAAACUGGUAUUAUUACGAAGGCCUGGAAAAGUCCCUGCAACCUAGCACUUUAGAAGAGAGGCUUCAGAUUUAUGAAGAAGUUAGUAAAAGGCAUCCCAGAGCAGUUUCACCUAGAAGAUUACCUUUAAACUUUGUUUCAGGUGAAAAAUUUAGAGAACUAAUGGAUAAGUUCCUGAGGGUUAACUUCAGUAAAGGCUGCCCACCCUUGUUUACCACUUUGAAAUCUUUAUAUUACAAUCCAGAAAAGGUCUCUACAAUCCAAGAACUUGUUACCGGUUACGAAGCCUCUUUGAGAACAUGUGACCUCUUUGGUCCGUGUGAAAAUGGAGAGAGAGAGCCCCCAACAACGCUGCUCUGGGUUCGCUAUUUCCUGGCACAGCACUUUGACAAACUUGGCCAGUGUUCCUUGGCCUUGGAUUACAUUAAUGCUGCAAUUGCAAGCACUCCAACAUUAAUAGAACUAUUCUACUUAAAAGCGAAAAUAUACAAGCAUGUAGGUAACCUGAAGGAGGCUGCCAAAUGGAUGGAUGAAGCACAAUCUUUGGAUACUGCUGACAGAUUUAUCAAUUCUAAAUGUGCUAAAUACAUGCUGCGAGCAAAUAUGGUGAAGGAUGCAGAAGAGAUGUGUUCUAAAUUCACUCGGGAAGGGACUUCUGCUAUGGAAAACCUAAAUGAGAUGCAGUGUAUGUGGUUCCAGACUGAAUGUGCUGCAGCUUAUCAGAGGCUAGGGAAAUAUGGCGAAGCCUUGAAAAAAUGUCAUGAAGUAGAAAGGCAUUUUUUUGAGAUAACGGAUGAUCAAUUUGACUUCCACACAUACUGCAUGAGAAAGAUGACUCUUCGUGCCUAUGUAGACCUUUUGAGAUUAGAAGAUGUGCUCAGGAAACAUGCCUUCUACUUCAAAGCUGCUCGAUCAGCAAUUGAAAUCUACUUGAAGCUUCAUGAUAAUCCUCUUACCAAUGAAAGCAAAGAACAAGAAGUGAAUUCAGAAAAUCUCUCAGCCAAAGAACUGAAGAAGAUGCUUAGCAAGCAAAGAAGAGCACAGAAGAAAGCAAAACUUGAAGAGGAAAGAAAGCAUGCAGAAAGAGAGAGACAGCAAAAGAAUCAAAAGAAAAAGCGAGAUGAAGAGGAAGAGGAAACUAGUGGACCUAGGGAAGAACUAGUUCCUGAGAAACUGGAAAGGGCAGAAAAUCCAUUAGAAGAAGCCAUUAAAUUCCUUAUUCCACUUAAGAAUCUUAUUGGAGAUAACAUAGACACGCAUUUACUAGCAUUUGAAAUAUACUUUAGAAAAGGAAAAUUUCUGUUAAUGUUGCAGUCUGUCAAAAGAGCUUUUGCUAUCAACAGUAAUAAUCCGUGGCUACACGAGUGCUUGAUUAAAUUCUCUAAAGCUGGUAUGUGUAUAGGAAUAUCUGACCAUAGUAACCUCCCAGAAAUUGUGAGCAAGGUCCUAACUCAAGAAAUGCAGAAAAUCUUUGUCAAUAAAAACUUGGAAAGUUUUAAUGAGGAGUUUCUCAAACACAACUCUACCUCCAUUCAGCACCAACUUUCAGGUGCAAAAAUGAUGUAUUUUCUGGACAAAUCGAGGCAAGAAAAAGCAAUUGCUGUGGCUACUAGAUUGGAUAAAAACAUGAGAGACAAAAAUGUGAAGACAUUAACCAAGGUUUUCGAGGCGCUGCUUGACGGCAGUUUUGGAAGUUGCCACACUCAAUGUGAAGAAUAUCAAGCAGCGUGUCAUAAACUGUUCCCUUUUACGUCUGCCUUUAUGCCCGCCACAAACGAGGAUGACAGCGGCAUUGCAGCUGUGAAUCAUACAGCCAUUAACCACGACUUACUGUCUAAUGAAAUAUGAAGUAGCAUAUGCAAGCCCGUGUGUGUGUGUGUGCCUACAUACCUACACACACAUACAAAACUGUCAUUACAUGCUGGCUGGAUACGGAUCAGGGUUACUUUUCCAGGUUGCAUUUUAAUAUCUUUAACAGGUCUGACAUGAAAUAUUUGGAUAGCUGAAUGAAACGGAGUAUACUAUUAGUUAUUUUUUUUUUCCUCCCAACAAAAACUGCCAAUAUUUAUGUAAACAUGAUCUUUAAUCAGCAUUUUUCAUGUUUAUACUUGUACAGUUUCAAGUCUUUUAAUAAUCCAUCGGCCUUCCCUCACAAAAAGAAAAAUGAUGGAUGCUAGACUGCUUUCACAAGUGUCAUUGCAUAUACAUAUGAAUGUGAUCACAUCUCGUUAAUAAAUUAUUUUUUGAGCAUCUUGAGCAGAUUAAGACAGAAGUGCUGCUUAAAUCACCCUCUUCAUCUUUUACCGCCGUUCUUGGGAUUUAUUAUUAUUAUUAUUAUUUUUUUCCCAUUUUAUUUUUUAAUCUUUGCUCGGUUUGGUUUCUUUUGAAGCACAGUGAAUGUUGGCGGUUUGCAUGUUUUUGUAAGGUGUGUGUGUCUUAUGGAACCGGUGUUGAUGGACAUGAAGAUUAGGUUCGUGUAAAAGGGUUUGUGAAAGCUGUAUUCUAUCUACCUUGUGUUCCAUAACUAUUAUUUCUUAAGUUUAUGAUCAGUUUAACGUUUUCGGUUUGAGUAUUCUCAAGCAACUCCCUGAAAAUGCAAUGAAUUUGAUACUGUUGUCUGUUUUGGGGUUUUUUGUUGUUGUUGUUGUUCCAUCUUACCCUUCUUUUUCUCACUUCUGAUUUCUCCCCAUCCAUUCACUUACUGACACUUAAGUUGAAAAAGCUGCUCCAAUACUGGGUAAAUGCAUAAGGUACAGUAAUGGGGGAUACAGAUCCCUCUCUACAUCCUAAAAAUUCACUAAGUUUACUGUAUUACUUCCAUUAAAAGUCUCGGUUGUGAAUUUACGGCCCAUACGCCAGUACUUCUCAUGCCUGAAUACUAUCGCUUUAGGUGCUGCGAAGCAAGCAGUACGUGAGGAGUGCAUUUUGUAUUUAAACACUGUUCAAUGGAGCACAAAGAGGAUGACUACAAAUCACAACGAACCUUUUUCUUACUCUGUAUUCUGGUGCAUUAACUAUUAAAUAUACAACAUGAAAAUGGAAGUUUGAAUCUAAUAUACCUAUUUAAAGCAUAAUGCUGGACGAAAUGGCUACAUAUGACAGCUUUACAUCCUGUAAGAACUGCUAUCAAAAUAUAACUAUACUGUGGCUUGUACAGAAAGUCCAUUUUCUGGAAACUGUAAUGGAAUCAUUCAGUCAGUUUUGUUUUUAUUUCACUGCAGUGUAAAUAAUUUCAGUAAUAUUAACUAGCCCCUCUAAGGCAAAUAUGAAUUCACGGAGAGGGGUUUUUAUUAAGACAAAUAAAGUGUUCUAAUUAAAAUUCUCCUUUGUGUGUCAUCUAUUUAGGUUCAAAAUUGUUGAAUGGAAAACUCACUGUAAAAUAUUGCCAACAUAUGUUAUGCUGUAAUAAAUUAUUUUGUACACACUUG
Molecule: messenger RNA, 7011 nt
Organism: Coturnix japonica (Japanese quail)
Lineage: Eukaryota; Metazoa; Chordata; Aves; Galliformes; Phasianidae
Source: RefSeq, a predicted model, not a curated record